UUAUAUGCUCGACUAGUGAGUGAGUGGGUUUACUUUGUUCAGUCGUUGGGCGGAAAAUGUUCCCUUUUGAAAUAUCAGUACUAACGGCAGACUAACGGCAGACGUGGGCAGCCUCAACAGAAUUGAUCGGGUUUAACGAGCAAAUUGAAGCUGGAGAUUCACCACACCCCCUUUCGAGGAACGCCAUUUUGUUGACGCUCCAUCUAACUCAAACGAGUCUCCACCUUCAAAAUGACAGUCGGAUUCUUUGCCUUCUCAGCUAGCUUAUGCUUUUCAGUGACACAGUUUACUCAUCAUUUUGAUUUUAUAUGUAUUUAAAGACUGAUGAAACAUUUGUAACACUUGACCGCAGACGGUGACACCACAUAGCUGUUCUAUUCCAUUAUUUUUGGCUAACCACCCCAUUCAACCCGCGGCUGCAUGGAUGACAAAUGACGUCAUCAAGCCAUCUUUGUUCUCCUAAUCCAAGCGUCUGUUUAUUACACGUUCAUUAUAGUGGUGACACAGAAGACAAGCGGUAGCUCAGGUCUAAUUUUAAAAAAAGUAAUUGGCGAGGUGUGGCAUAAAACAAGCAUACCAACGGAGAAUAAGGGAACAUUUAAAAGGGGGAAUUAAACGCAACUUGGUGGUACACAUUGUCACUCCCUUCUAUAGAAAAAGCCAGAAGAGUGAAUCGACUGAGAGGGAGCAAGAGGGAGAAAGACCGCUGAAGGCAACCCACUCAACAGCCACUUAUUAGGCGAAUACAUUCAAGUCGGACUAGCGAACAUCAAUACAUCACCGUACGAAAUGUCUGCCCCAGCUGCCGCCGGCGCCCCCGCAGAAGGAGCAGCGCCCCCUCCCAACCUCACCAGCAACCGCCGCCUGCAGCAGACCCAGGCCCAGGUGGAUGAGGUAGUGGACAUCAUGCGUGUCAACGUGGACAAAGUUCUGGAGCGUGAUCAGAAGCUGUCAGAGCUGGAUGACCGGGCUGACGCCCUGCAGGCUGGAGCCUCGCAGUUUGAGACCAGUGCUGCAAAACUUAAGAAUAAGUAUUGGUGGAAGAAUGCCAAGAUGAUGAUUAUCCUGGGGCUGAUAUGUGCCAUCGUCCUCAUCAUCAUCAUCGUUUACUUCAGCACCUAAGCAGAGAGGUCCCUACCCCGGUCUGCACUCGAGACUGCCCGCUUCCUUGCAACAGAAAAUCCUUGAAGUCAACAAGAAAAUGAUCCACUGACGAUUAAUUCAUUAAAUUGCUCCCCGAAUAGUCUCAAUAUGACCCUGCACUGAACCCCCUGACCCUCUCUGCCCCCCACUUCCACCGCCUCAUCUCUGGACCCCUGUCAAUCUUCGUCCUGUGAGUCUGUGACCCCUCCUUUGUAAAUAAUUCCUGCUUUUCUAAUCUGUUGUUCAUACUCAGAACCCAACACUUGUUGUGAUUGUUACCAAUGACAACAACAGAGAAGGAAAAUGACCCUGGCGAUAAUUGUUAUAUACCAGAUAUGAAAUAUAUAUAUAGUUCUUUGUAGAGUUUUAUUCUGAUAUAAUGUUUUUGUAGGUUGUGUGUGGGUGUGCGUUUUGUAUUUUUUAAUUUUUGUAUUAAUUUUACUUAUGCUUCAGAUUUGAACUACUGCCUAUUAAUCAGAGUGUGUAUAUCUUGCACGUUCUCUCUCACUGUCUCUGGCUUUCUCUGUCUUGCUCUGACCUACACAGAGUAUAGGUGCAUCUUUGCACAGUGGAGUUAGUCUCCUUUAACCGAGGUACUUAAUCAAUAUUCCCACCCACCUUUCCCAUAUCUUGCUUCUCUCUCUCUCUGUCUUUCUCUCCUAUGCCAUUUAUAGCCAAAUUUUUCUUUCUUUCUGUCUCUCUUUGCCAUUCUCUCUUUUCCCAGUCAUAUAACUCCUCUUUUCAAACUGCCAUUAGAAUUGGACCAAUGUCUGUAGAUGUUUUUUUUUACUUACGUAUUUAGUGUCUUAUUUCGAGAACAUUCCUCCAUUGCAAUCUAGUACAAAUGCUGUCAGUGUAGCACAUGUAUGUGUAUGUAUCUUAAAAAAAAAAGAAAAUUGAUAUAUAAAGUGAUCGUAAAAAACAUAGCAGAUAUCAAUCUCACAGGCCAGAAUGAGAAAAAUAACAAUAUUUGAUUAAAAAAGAGGGCUUUCUUUUUUACUUUUUAGUUUCUUUGGUGGAUCGGCAUUUUAACCUGUUUGAUUUAUGAAUAUCCGCAACAUAAAAUUGAAUAACGUUUCUAGAAUCCUUCAGCAAGGAAAUAAAAGGGAUUCUUGCACUAAGGGAUCCAAAUGAAGAAACAGUAUAGCCUUAGUCUCUGAUCCAAACGUAUCACAUUCAUUUUACAGUCAAAAUAUUCACGCUUUAUUUUGUGUCAGGGAUGUGGGCAAGUGGCUGACUGAAAAGGGAGAGGUGGAAUGAAAUGCACAAAGAACCUUGUUUCUGACGUCGCUGUCUGGCUGGUCAACAGCCUGACCAGUCAAGAGAGAACCGUUUGCAGCCAAACCUCACCUAUUGAUCAGCACAAACACAGACAACUCAGCCUUAUUCAAAAGUGGAGGUUACAAUUAUUAAGACGGAUGAAGUUACUGGCGUAGACACAAUUGCAGAAAACCGUCUAGAGAAAGAACUAGAUCUGCUUCAUGGACAGAUUCAGAGUUGCUGUAAAAUAGAAUAUUCCAAGAAAUGUCAUGAAAAGCAGUCUGAGCAUAACCAAUACACAAAUUAGAGUGAGUGUUUAGGCAAUGCGGCGGUUCUCUCUAUUUUUCUUACAUUUUCUCCCUAGUUACUGCCUUUUUUCUUUUUUAAACAUAGUAAUAGAGUCUAUUUUAUAUAGUAUAUUUUUGUGUUUGUGUGAAGCAGACAGGCGAAGGGGAGACUGAGUUCAAACAGGACUGAGCCCCUCUCAACCUGUCCGCAUGGUGUGUGUGUUUGUGUGUGUGUGCGCAUGUGUGCGCUUGUGCGUCUUUUUGCGGUUCAGCUCUGUAAGUUAAACACUGCCAAGAAACUAGGGAGAGGCUUUUAUUUUCAUUGGUGCCCUUACUCAUUUGAUCUUAGUUGAUGGCUCUUACAUGGUAGCAUGCCAACCUGUUUCUAGUGCUUUCUAUUUGCCGGCUGCGCUAGUCUACUACAAGACUAGUGACACAGAAACUACUGGAACUGUGGAUCGGUUAGGCCACCUUAACUUGCCCUCUGUCCCCCAGAUCAGCAUACGUCCUAGAUCCAUCUAUUUGUCAUCAAUCCCCAGCCCUCCCUCAUCAGGAAGCUGCGAAUGUGUGAGUGGGUGUGGGUGUGUUGGGGAAGCUCUGCCAUCCUGGGAAUAUCCCUGGUUUAUCUUGAAUGAUUAGGCCGCUUAGAUCUCAACAGUAAGGGCAAGCUGUUUCCAUGACAACAAAAUGAGAUAAGCAGACUUGUCUGUCAGACUUGUCAGAUUUGCUCUAUUUGUGCCCAUGGAGUUGUCCUUUACUACAUGUAGGUUGGCAGACCCCCACCCCCCCACAACCCAUCACAUGUUACAAAUGCAAUCAAACACACACGUUUUCCUUUGAGCCCCCAAUCCUUCAUUCAGUUCCUCUAUCAAUCACAUAUAAAAGGAAAUGGCCUUAGCACAUUAUCUCCCUGUUUUACUUUAACUAGAGCAAAACUAAUUUUGAGAAAAAUGACCAAAGACCAGAUUGUCUUGCUUAUAUGCUGCCAACUGCCAUCAAAACAAGUAAAGGGUCAUAACAUAUUUUACCUGUGUCACUUGAGGAGCAAUCUUACAGCCCCUGUUUUUGAAAGCAUACCUUUAACCUAAAAUAAGUAAAGUCCCUUUUUAAGGCUUUCAGAUCUUAUACGAUACGUCUUGCUGCUAAGAGCUACUGACAUUAUGUGCUAUUUGAAGAUAUGCAAGAGAAACAAAACCUAAGUAAAACGUGCUUCAGCCCCCUUCCUCCACAUGACCUCUUUAACCUUUACCGAGUCUGUAGACACAUGGUCCCAUAACUUAAUAGUAGCACAACUCUUUUUGUGUGUCUCUGUAGUGCUGAUGACAAUUUCAGAACUCAACAAAAUAUGAACUUUAUCUCUAGCUGUUAAACAAAACAAACAAAACAUGUAUAAAAAAUAGUAUGUAUUGUUUGGUGUUGUAGUGUGGGGGGUAUAUUUGGGGGAAGAGGGGUCCUUUUUCCUCAGGUCAGAGAUUAUACCGUUCAUCAAAAUAUACUAGGCAAGGACAACAUGAAAGUUCUAGAAGAAUUGCAAUAAUAAAUAAUUGUAAUUCAUUUAGAAGUUGACAGAGUGCUGCCUUCAAGUUAAUACUGUCUCAUUGGGUUAGAGUGACAUGACAUCACUAGUUGGGGUAGGACUCCUGUGUUUUUCACAUAUCCAACGGUUGUCCUAAGAGUACUCACCAAUUUCAAUACAGAAAUAGAUGAAUUCAUGUAUGCGAGUGCUCUUUUUCUGUUGCUUUUUUCUCUGUAAAGACGGGUGGGCGCAACUUUUAAUGUCCUUGCACUUUUUCAGUUAUAUUCAGGGGUAAUUUGAGGGGGCUUGGAUAUGAUGUGAAGAAGAAUAUUGUGUUUUGGUCAACUCUAAGAGGUGUUUAGUGAUUUCAACUUAGGAGGGAACCUUUUUAAUCACUAAACUUUCAGGGGUUAGCUGCAAAAUCACAAUGCUCUAACCAAUACACAGGACAUUUAUUUUUAUUUUUGGACCAAAUGUUUUCUUUGUAACUUGCAAAAAGUUAGUAAUAACUUUGGUAUGAUGUCAUUGGCUUAGGUUAUAUGUACAUUGGAAUUGGUGGAAAGAUGAGAUAAAGACUUGUUCUUUAUGUUUAUUGUGUCAGGCAAGUAAUGUUACUAUAACAGAAAUUGUAUUUUUACCCUCUAGUCAAAUAUCAAGAAUGCUUAAAAUUGUGUUACGAUUCGAGCGAUUCCUUGGUCGUCAGUAUGUUUAGAUUUUCUUUUAAAUAUUUAUUUGGAGUAGGAAUAUUAUUUUGUUAUUUUUGAGAAUGGGGUUGGGAAGGUGACAGUCCACAUUACCUCUUUUCGCCUGGCCUUUCAGGAGGGAAUAGACUGAGGGAUCAUGGGUAAUAUGGUCUGUUUAGUCUUUUAAUUUAUUUAUUGAUUUAUUUAUUGUAUUUUUGAUUUGAACAGGAUUGGAUAUGAAACAAAGUGAAUAACGAUGUACCAGAGGAAACAAGUUGAAAACCAGUACAUGAAAAACAAUUGUAGUGUAAGUCAAUCAAUGUCUUAUUAUAUUGAUGAACAUCAUGGAAAUAUAUAUAUAUUGGAAAAACAAUAA
Esox lucius (northern pike) is the source of this 5265-nucleotide messenger RNA. RefSeq names its product vesicle-associated membrane protein 2 (gene vamp2). The record is from RefSeq and is a predicted model, not a curated record. The transcript is spliced from 5 exons. Gene Ontology annotation, biological process: SNARE complex assembly; vesicle fusion; vesicle-mediated transport. Lineage: Eukaryota; Metazoa; Chordata; Actinopteri; Esociformes; Esocidae. Gene Ontology annotation, molecular function: SNAP receptor activity; syntaxin-1 binding. Gene Ontology annotation, cellular component: plasma membrane; SNARE complex. The coding region runs from base 790 to 1122 and encodes 110 amino acids.